UAGAAACAUAGGAUUGACCAGUGUUUUUUCUAUUUCUUUGUUUCCUCUUGGAAACAUAGACUAAAGUCCAAAAACAUGGACAUCCAUAAAUUAUAGGAGGCUGUUCUGUGUUCUUCUCUGUCUCUAGUAAGAGUGCUCUGAAAUUAUCAAGUCUCCUCUGAAUAUGCCUAGUUUCAUACAUCCAUUAAUUUUAUUAAUAUGUUUUUAAGGGCUUAUAUGUUCUGUAAAAGUAUAUUUGUUCUAACUUGUUUUAUUUAAAAGCUUUCUAUGAUUUAUUUAAAGGUUGUAUGAAUGUUAUAUGAGAAUAUCUAGUUUCAGUAAUAGAAAAUCAUACUAAAAACGUGAAAUGAAGAACACCUAGAUAGAAUGAACCUAUCUUUUCUUAGUUGAAAAAUACAAAAAUUAUGAUAUCUAAAUUCAAAAAUCUAAAUAGAAACUUAGAAAUUGAGAAGGAGAAGAAGAGGAGGAGGAAGAGGUACGACGCCAAUGAUAUUGUUGGAUGAAGAAAAAGACUCUGGGUAAAGCAGGAGGAAAAUGAUGUAAAAUCACUGCAUUUAGCGUUUUUGUUAUUUAAAGGUUCGCAGGCAUUGAUGUGCGAGUGUGAUCGGUGAAAGGGGACUGCAGGUUCAUUGCUAAAGCUUAAUCCCAUAGGCGGCAACAUCGGUUGUCGUACGUUUUUCACCAUGAGAUAUUGCCAUAGUCUCACCUUCUCCAUUACCAACUUCUCAAUUUUCCCUUUCUUGGUAAGUCGAUCCUUCUGCAGCAAGGCCAGGGCAAACCGUUACGCAUCCCUCCUUCAAUUAUGUUGCCUUCAAAGUCCCAUAUCUUGUUCCUUCGCCUGUGCUGUACAUGCCCACAUGAUAGCUUCUGGGUUCAAGCCACGUGGCCACAUCCUCAACCGUUUGAUCAAUAUUUAUAGCAAAUCAUCGAAACUCGCUUACGCCCGCCACCUGUUCGAUGAAAUUCCACAGCCAGGCAUUGUUGCAAGAUCGACGUUGAUCUCUGCGUAUUCUGCCAUUGGGGAUUUAGAGCUUGCAAAAAAAAUAUUUAAUGGAACUCCGUUACCUAUGCGAGACACUCGAGACACUGUUUUCUACAACGCCAUGAUUACUGCUUACUCGCACAACAAUGACGGCCAUGCGGCUAUCGAACUAUUUCGUGACAUGAGAAGAAAUGACUUUAGCCCUGAUAAUUUUACAUUUACCAGCGUUAUUGGUGCAUUGGGGCUUGUGGCUGAAAAUGAAAGGCAUUGCCAGCAGAUGCAUUGCGCGGUGGUGAAGUCAGGGAUGGGUUUUGUUACUUCGGUGUUGAAUGCGCUAAUGUAUGCUUAUGUUAAGUGUGCAUCCUCACCGUCUGUGUUGUCGUCGUCAUUAAUGGGCGCAGCUCGGAAAUUGUUCGAUGAGAUGCUCGAGAGAGAUGAGUUGUCAUGUAGUACUAUUAUUACUGGGUAUAUGAAGAAUGAUGAUCUUGACGCAGCAAGAGAGUUUUUUUAUGGGGGUGGGAUGUGUGAGGAAAUGGUGGUGGCGUGGAAUGCGAUGAUUUCGGGCUACGUGCAUCGUGGUUUAUAUAAAGAAGCACUAGAGAUGUUUAGGAAGAUGUACUUAUCAGGAAUGCGUUCGGAUGAAUAUACAUAUACUAGUAUUAUUAGCGUUUGUGCAGAUGCUGGUUUCUUUCAGCUUGGUAAGGAAUUGCAAGCUUACAUUUUAAAAACUGAGGUCAACCCUUCACCUGACUUUUCAUUGCCCGUGAAUAAUGCAUUGAUCACUUUAUACUGGAAAUGUGGUAGAGUUGGUGAGGCCCUAGAGAUAUUUAAUUACAUGCCUAUGAAAAACCUUGUAUCAUGGAAUGCAAUUUUAUCUGGCUAUGUUAAUGCUGGGCGGAUAAAUGAAGCUCAAUCCUUUUUUGAGGAGAUGCCUGAGAAAAACGUAUUGACGUGGGCCGUAAUGAUGUCGGGCUUAGCUCAAAAAGGGUUUGGGGAAGAAGGUUUAAAGCUGUUCAAUCAGAUGAAAAUAUUAGGUUUUGAACCAUGUGAUUAUACAUUUGCAGGAGCAAUUACUUCUUGUGCUGUGCUUGGAACAUUGGAGCAUGGUCGACAGCUCCACGCUCAACUAAUCAGGUUUGGGUUUGAUUCAAGUCUUGCAGCGGGAAAUGCACUCAUAACAUUGUAUGCAAGAUGUGGUGUUGUUGAAGCUGCGGAGUCUAUGUUCCUUACCAUGCCUUGUGUUGAUUUUGUGUCAUGGAAUGCCAUGAUUGCAGCACUGGGGCAACAUGGCCAUGGCAUUCAAGCAAUUGAACUUUUUGAAGAGAUGUUGGCUGAAGGCAUAUUGCCCAAUGGGAUAUCCUUUCUUACAGUACUCUCUGCUUGUAGCCAUGCAGGUUUAGUUGAAAAAGGCCACCAUUAUUUCAAUUCAAUGUAUUCUGUUUACGGUAUAACCCCAGGUGAAGAUCAUUAUGCCCGUGUUAUUGAUUUGUUAUGUAGAGCUGGAAAAUUCUCAGAAGCAAAGAGUGUGAUGGAGUCAAUGCCUUGGAAACCUGGUGCUCCUAUUUGGAAGGCUCUUCUUGCUGGCUCUCGGAUACACGGGAACAUGGAUAUCGGCAUUAAUGCUGCUGAGCGGCUCUUUGAGCUGAAUCCUGAACAUGGUGGAACAUAUUUACAGUUGUCGAACAUGUAUGCUGAAGCAGGCAGAUGGGUUGAUGUGGCCAAGGUGCGGAAGUUAAUGAGGGACCGAGGGGUGAAGAUGGAGCCUGGUUGUAGUUGGCUUGAGGUUGAAAUUUGACGGCCGUGGAAUGGUCAAUUUAAACUUAUUCCCAUCUUGUUUUUCAUUAAAUAAUUUUUGUAGAUAGAGAAAUGAGUAUC
Molecule: messenger RNA, 2857 nt
Organism: Manihot esculenta (cassava)
Lineage: Eukaryota; Viridiplantae; Streptophyta; Magnoliopsida; Malpighiales; Euphorbiaceae
Product: pentatricopeptide repeat-containing protein At1g25360
Exons: 2
Coding region: 684-2777 (697 amino acids)
Biological process (GO): RNA modification
Molecular function (GO): protein binding; RNA binding
Source: RefSeq, a predicted model, not a curated record